CAUGGCGCUCCCCCGAGCUCGCUCGCAGCCGGGCGUAGGAAUCCUUUGAUAAUUCGGAAAUAUGUAUUUAAAUUAAUAACUUCUUUUACCCGCGGAAGAAAAUUGUCACGCUGGAUUGUCCCGUUAGAUGAAAGACCUAGGGGAGUGGCUAAAUACCAACAAAGUGCCGUUUAAUUAAUCAUCCAUCCACCAUGCUACCACUUACGCAUAAGGAUUCUCGGAGCUUCGGCAGCCGUAUUAAGGAGAAAAUCUUCGGUUGGAAAAGGCUGAUCUUCGCCGAUAAGAAUUCCAGAAACUUAUUUUUAUUCCUACUGCUCAACUUAUUCUUUGCAUUCGUCGAGUUGACGUAUGGUGUAUGGACAAAUAGUUUGGGACUGAUAUCUGACAGUUUUCAUAUGUUCUUCGAUUGUACCGGUUUAGUGGCUGGAUUAGUAGCGUCCGUAAUUACUAAGUGGAGAGCCAACGAUAGAUUUUCCUAUGGAUACGUUAGGGCAGAAGUACUCGCCGGAUUCGUUAAUGCUCUGUUUUUAUUAUUCAUAGCAUUCUUUAUCAUGUUCGAGGCUGUAGAAAGAGCCAUCGAACCUCCAGAAGUGAAGCACGAAAGACUAUUUAUAGUGUCUGUAUUAGGAUUAUUAGUUAAUUUAGUAGGAAUAUAUGCAUUUCAACAUGGUCACGGUCAUAGCCAUGGUGGAGGACACGGACAUUCCCACUCCCAUGGAGGCCAUGGCCAUUCUCACAAUCACAAUCAUAGCCAUGACGAUCACCGCGAUCAUAUCGACAUGGAACUUGAUCAAUCGGCGAGUUCGGGAAAUUCACAAAUCAUGAAAGGUGUCUUCUUGCAUAUCUUGGCGGAUACGCUGGGUUCUGUUGGCGUCAUCAUUUCUGCCGUGCUCAUGCAGAUGUUCGGCUGGAUGAUAGCGGAUCCAAUAUGUUCCAUGUUCAUCGCCACGUUGAUAGCUAUAAGUGUACUCUCUCUGAUUAAGGAGUCUGUACUCGUACUUAUGCAACGGCAGCCAGCGGCUUUGGACCACGUUUUACCCCAAUGUUACAAUAAAGUGACACAACUGGCUGGAGUUUAUAGUGUACAAGAACCACAUUUCUGGACUCUAUGCUCGGAUGUGUACGUCGGAUGUUUAAAAUUGGAAGUGGCAAGGACUGUGGACCCGAAAUACGUCGUGGCGCACACGCAAAUGAUCUUCCAAGCUGCCGGAGUGAGGCAACUUACCGUUCAGUUGGACUAUGCACCUAUGUGAUCUUCAAAAGCCUGGAAGCUGACAAGUUACACAAAGUGCUCAGUGGCAAUUUCACUAUAUGACACUUGCCAGAGGGAAGCAAAGAAUGUCGCUUAUAUGCGAAAUGUAUUUGCUAUGUUAAAGUUGUGCGGUUGCGUGGUUAUGAAUGGUGGAAGAUAUAGACUCGGAUUGCAAAUCGUUUAAGACCCAGAAUCAGGAGCAUCACUGUACACGCUAAAGUAUAUAUGAAUUACUGUGAAAGCAUUUAUAAAAUCUACUGCAGUUUUGGCUCAGCCAAAAUAUGUGUUCCUUACGUGUACGUAUUGUACGAGAGUGAUUAGGUGCUCAUCGAUGAGGGAAACGAAUUUUCAAACCUAAAGAGAGGUUAUGCCAACAUUUUUUAAGCAGCAUCGAUUUUUCUUUUUCGUUUUUCAUACAAUGAUCAUUCACUUCCUUUAUUUUCGUGUAUUGAGAAUGCGUUACAUACUCGGUAUGCCUAAAAGAACAAUAGCGGUCUACCAAUAUAUUUUGUAGCGACAUGUUGGAAUCGGUGUAUCCACAUUCCAUGUGGUGUAACGUCUGAGAUUUUAAAUCGAUACCUUUUCUUCAAUUUUUCUUUUGAAACAAUUUGUAUAAUUCUCUGGUAUGAUCAGUCCUCUUUCUUAAGGUUAGUAACACAGUCAUGAAUCUAACUAAAUUACGUUAACUUAUAGCUUAUUUAUGAAGCAUCGUAGCAAGCUUUACACGAAUGGACGGUGUCUUUUAUAUUAAAAUUAAAUUCAGUGCCUCGUCUGUCAUGUAAUGUGGAGUCAGUUUUAAAUGCAGUCAAGUACACUCGAUGAACGAGUAGCAACGAAAGAUUCUACAUUAACGAGCUGCAAUUAUUAAAAAGUCCAUUCUCAUUCAUCACUCGUCUCGGAACAAAUCAUGUCGUUUCAUACUGAUGUAACUAUUCUCAAGUGAAAGCGAGGAAACGACUUUGGUCGUUAUUUGCACCUUAAUAGUCUUAAUUAAGAUCGAUUUGGAAACUUUUUAAGAGGUACUCAAACUUUGCACACUACAAAGACCAACUUUAAAGAGUGACGUGCCCUGUUAAGGUAAUAUGAAAGGAUUAUUAUAUAUAUAUAUAAAAACCUGAAAAUGUUCAUAAAACUUUUCUCCAAACUGG
Molecule: messenger RNA, 2400 nt
Organism: Orussus abietinus
Lineage: Eukaryota; Metazoa; Arthropoda; Insecta; Hymenoptera; Orussidae
Gene: ZnT86D
Product: zinc transporter 7
Exons: 2
Coding region: 192-1253 (353 amino acids)
Biological process (GO): zinc ion transport; transmembrane transport; intracellular zinc ion homeostasis
Cellular component (GO): membrane; Golgi apparatus
Molecular function (GO): zinc ion transmembrane transporter activity
Source: RefSeq, a predicted model, not a curated record